This is a messenger RNA of Pezoporus occidentalis (night parrot), 2130 nucleotides long. RefSeq names its product glycerophosphodiester phosphodiesterase domain containing 2 (gene GDPD2). Gene Ontology annotation, molecular function: glycerophosphodiester phosphodiesterase activity. Gene Ontology annotation, biological process: lipid metabolic process. The transcript is spliced from 16 exons. Lineage: Eukaryota; Metazoa; Chordata; Aves; Psittaciformes; Psittacidae. The record is from RefSeq and is a predicted model, not a curated record. Gene Ontology annotation, cellular component: plasma membrane. Bases 139 to 1764 code for a protein of 541 amino acids.
CCCUCGCGGGCCCCGAGCGCACCCAGGCGGGUGUGAGCAGAGCGGGGCCGCCCAGCGCGGAGCCCGGCCCCGCGGCCGCGGGAGCGCAGCGUCGCGGGAGCAGCCGCAGGAUUCCUCUGCCUGGCACAGCCCAGCGCUAUGGCAGACCCUCCCGGCUGUGGCCGGCCCUGCGCCACGUGCCUGCUCUGCCUCUACAGCUGCCAGUGGAUCACUGCCAAGAAGGAGAAGAGGAAGGGCCUGCGAACCACCAAGUGCGACUGCAGCUGGUUCCUUUUCCUCUUCUGUGUCUUCCUCUUCACACUGGUGUGGCUGUACUUCGCCAUCAUCAUCCUCAAUGAUUUCCACAACUUCAAUGAGUUCAUCUUCAAGCAGAGGAAGUUGUGGCUGGACUGGUCCCUGGUCUUGCUCAUAGCCACAGCUGUGCUAAUCACCUACUCCACUGUGCUUCUGGUCCUUGCUCUGUGCUUGCAGCUCUGUGGCCAGCCCUUGAAGCUACACUGGCUGCACAAGACCCUGCUGAUCCUCACUGCCGUGGUGGUGGCUGCAGCCUUCACAGGGCUGGGAAUAAAGUGGGCGGAGGAGUGGAGAAGUGCCCGUACCUCCCUGCAGGCAACAGGUCCCUUCCUGCACAUUGGAACUGUGGGGGGAAUGACACUCCUUGCCUGGCCCCUGGCCAGCUUCAUCUACCGUACCCGCAAGACAGGUCUCAAGGUGUUUCUGCUGAUUCUGUAUUGCAUGGUGAUGAUCGUGCUGUAUCUGGCUCCCCUGGGGAUCACCUCCCCUUGCAUCAUGGAGGAGAACCAGCUGCCCCCCAAGCCGGCCCUGGUUGGCCACCGAGGAGCACCCAUGCUGGCCCCCGAAAACACCCUCAUGUCACUGCAGAAGGCAGUGGACUGCAAUGUGCAAGUCUUUGAGACAGACAUCAUGGUGAGUGCUGACGGGGUCCCAUUCCUCAUGCAUGACGAGGAGCUCACCAGGACCACCAACGUGCAGGAUGUGUUCCCUGAGAGGGCUGCCUUGAACAGCACCGCCUUCAACUGGACAGACCUGCAGCAGCUGGAUGCGGGCAGCUGGUUCCUGGAGCGGAGGCCGUUUCCCACCGUGCAGAGUCUCUCUGCUGGCGAUCGCUCCUGGGCGACUAAACAGAGGAUCCCAUCCCUGAAGGAGGUGCUGCAGGCAACCAAGCAGAGCAACCUCUCCAUCAUGUUUGACCUCCGGCCCGAGAACCACAGUGACUACCAGAGCUUCGUCAAUGCCACCCUGGAAGUGAUCUUAGAGUCAGGCAUCCCACUGCAGCAGGUCCUCUGGCUGCCGGAUGGCUUCCGGGAACAGGUCAAACAGCAAGCCCCAGACAUUCAGCAAGUUUACGGACGGAAGAGACUCCAGGAUGAGAAGGAGCCGCUGCUGCAUGUGAAUCUGCCCUACCAGGACAUGAGCUCUGAGGAGAUCAGGCAGUACCAUCGGGACAACAUCUCUGUCAACCUGUAUGUGGUGAACCAGCCCUGGCUCUUCUCAGUGCUGUGGUGCUCUGGGGUGAGCUCUGUCACCACCAACGCCUGCCAGGUGCUGAAGGAGAUGAAACGCCCCAUCUGGCUGCUUCCCAGCAGCACGUACCUCAUGAUCUGGGUUGUUGUGGACUGCGCUUCCUUCCUCACCAUCCUCUGGGCCUUCUUCUUGCUCAAGAAAUGCUCACAGAGAAGACGGGCGGCGGAGUCCGAGACAGACGUGCUGCUCACAAAGAUCAACAGCUUGAUGCAGGAGUGAUCCCUCAGGGCUGCUGCGGUGGAGGGCAGCCAGAGCCCUGCACCGCUGCAGGAGGGAGCAUCCCUCAGGCCAGCUUCGAGUCUCCUUCCUGAGGCUCCCAUCCCCUGUAGCCUUCCUGGCUCCUUUCAUGGUGCACAACUGCCCUCAGCUGAAAAGGCCUGGAAAUGGGUCCCCAGUUCCCACGGGCAGGGAGGAACUGGAGUCUUUGCAGGGGUUUGCUGGGGCUGGCUUGCGCCUGGGGGCUGAGCACUCAUUCAGUGGUGCUAGGGCUGAGACCUCUGCCCUGGCCUUUGGUGGGGGUUUGGGUCACUGUUUGGUGCAGGGGAAGGGCAGGCUCUGCCUGUCAUCAGCAGCUCUGCAGAGGUG